CUGCUUUUAAUUAAACUUUUAUCAACACACUUUGUUGGUGUUUCUGUUGCCUAACCCUUCUCCCCUGCCAAUAGGUAGUAACUAGAUUCACACCAUUAAUUACUGAUGAUAUCCAAUAUUUGAAACUAUUGAAAGAAAUUAAAUUGUUCGAUCUUUUGCGCAUUCCUUUGACGAAACAAAAUACUAAAUUUCGACAGAGCAUCAGUCCACAAGAGAGGCUAACUGUUUUUCUAAGGUCUGAAAUAUGCAAAUGACGAUUGUCAUCGUUGUUUUUGUUUUGCCUGCUGUUUAUUGGUCCCUACGGUCUGAUGGCAAAAAAGCAAUCGCGUUUGGAUUCAACAAACCGAUAGAGGCAAGACCCGGAGAGUUCCCUUAUCAAGCCGCGCUGUUGGCACAAGUAAAUGGCACAUUGUUAAUAUUUUGCGGUGGUAGUUUAAUACAUCCGAGAUGGAUCCUGACUGCAGCACACUGUUUGGAACAACACGGUAAACAGUUUCCUUCGGAAUUUAUUAAAGUAUCAUUGGGAAAUAUCUACUACAAUUUAACCAAAAGCCCAUCACUCUCGGUCGAAGAGGUAAAAAUGCACGAAAAUUAUUACAAUUCUGACGGAAUACAUGAUAUCGGGCUCCUAAAACUGGAAAAAAAUACUAAAAUGUCAAAAUUUGUUAAUAUUAUCCCAAUGUACCAUAACAACCUUAUAAGGCAAGAUAAUCUAUACCUCACCGGAUUCGGAGUGACUAAUGAUUUCUCACGUAAGCCUCUGAGGUUAAGGAAAGCCACUUUACAUAUAAGUGCUCCAGAGAAAUGCCAUUUAAGUCCAAUGGAGUCCAAAUAUCAGAUAUGUGGCACUUCCACUAUGGUUGAAGGCAAGGCCUGUAAGGGGGACAGUGGCAGCCCUUUAGUGAUAAUUAAAGAUGGAAAAGCCACACAAGUUGGGAUCACCAGCCAUAUGUCCUUGUUGUCCUUAUGUAAAAUCAGUUUUAACUAUUCUGUAUAUAUUAAAGUGUCUGCUUAUAUACAGUGGAUAUCUGUUAAUACAGGCAGUCCUGUUUAGAAAGCUUAGAAGAUGAAUGUUGAAGCUCUUUAAUUAUUGUGUAUAUAAAAAAAUAUUAAUAUUUGAUGUAUAAGUAAAGGUCAUAUCGAUGACCCAGUU
This is a messenger RNA of Anthonomus grandis grandis, 1153 nucleotides long. Its product is annotated as chymotrypsin-like elastase family member 1. Lineage: Eukaryota; Metazoa; Arthropoda; Insecta; Coleoptera; Curculionidae. Gene Ontology annotation, molecular function: serine-type endopeptidase activity. The transcript is spliced from 7 exons. The record is from RefSeq and is a predicted model, not a curated record. Gene Ontology annotation, biological process: proteolysis. Bases 245 to 1054 code for a protein of 269 amino acids.